Messenger RNA from Naumovozyma dairenensis CBS 421, 684 nucleotides. RefSeq names its product ESCRT-III subunit protein VPS24 (gene VPS24). The record is from RefSeq and is a predicted model, not a curated record. NCBI's taxonomy places the organism in Eukaryota, Fungi, Ascomycota, Saccharomycetes, Saccharomycetales, Saccharomycetaceae. Gene Ontology annotation, biological process: endosome transport via multivesicular body sorting pathway; protein transport; late endosome to vacuole transport. Gene Ontology annotation, cellular component: multivesicular body; ESCRT III complex. The transcript has a single exon. The coding region runs from base 1 to 684 and encodes 227 amino acids.
AUGGACUAUUUCAAAAAAGCUAUAUGGGGUCCCGACCCAAAAGAGCAACAACGGACGAUAAAGACUAUGUUGAAGAAAAAUAGUAGAGCAAUUGAAAAAUCACUACGAGAGUUGUCAGCAUUACAAAAAACGUCUCAGCAAUUAAUAAAAAGAUCAGCGAAGAAGAAUGAUAUCAAAGCAGUGAGGACGUACGCUAAGGAAUUAUAUGCUAUUAAUAAACAAUAUGAAAGAAUGUACACUUCAAAGGCACAGUUAGAGUCUGUUUCCAUGAAGAUCGAAGAAGCAUUCAAGAUGAAGAAUCUGUCAGAGCAAAUGGGUCAAAGUACGGGACUAAUGAUGGAGGUGAACUCUUUAGUGAGGUUACCCGAGUUACAAGGGACUAUGAUGGAAUUAGAGAAGGAAUUGAUGAAGUCAGGUAUUAUAAGUGAAAUGAUAGAUGAUACUAUGGAAGCUGUCGGGGAAUCCAACGAAGAAAUGGAAGAGGAAGCAGAUGCAGAAGUUAAUAAAAUUAUUGAACAAUAUACUACCGAGAAGUUCAACAAGGUGAAUGAAGUACCGGUAACAGACUUGGAUAACGCAGAGCCCCAAGAGGAAGAGAAAGAAGUUCCUGAAGAACAAGUCGAUGAAGAAGCAGAUAAGAUGCUUAGAGAGAUGAAGGAAAGGUUGAAUGCAUUACAGAAUUAA